Molecule: messenger RNA, 1137 nt
Organism: Cylicocyclus nassatus
Lineage: Eukaryota; Metazoa; Nematoda; Chromadorea; Rhabditida; Strongylidae
Source: the annotation of a GenBank genome assembly
AUGAAACGAAUUCUUGGUAUCGAUUUUUCACCCUUAGCAGAACCAUGGGAUCGACAAAUAGUUACUCUUGGAGUUAUUAUGAAUAUUGUGAUCACUUUUCCACUUACUUUCAUCAACCUAAUCCUACCACUCAUUUUGGCCAUCACAUUGCAAUGGCACAUACUCCUCAUCUACUCAUUGUGGUACAUAUACGACAGAAAAUCCCCACGAAACGGCGGUUACCCAAGUAAAUGGGUGCAGAGUUGGCCCAUGAACAAGUGGUUUGCGGAGUAUUUUCCUGUAUCCUUGCACAAGACCGUCGACUUACCACCCGACCAGAACUACAUCUUUGCUUGCCACCCUCACGGCAUCAUUGGAAUGGGAGUGUUUGCCAAUUUUGCAACAGAAGGCACCGACAAAAGCAAAGUGUUUCCCGGGCUACAAUUUUUGGUCUGCACACUUGCUUGCAAUUUCCACAUUAUGAUCAGGAGAGAACUGCUUAUGCUUUCUGGCUUCAUCGAUUGCUCCAAGGAAAGUAUCAGGAAUGUGCUUUCCCAGAAGCGCAAAGGCAAAGCUGUGGUGAUAGUAGUUGGAGGUGCUGAAGAGGCACUGGAUGCUCAUCCUAGAAAGCACAUACUGACACUCUUAAAUCGGAAGGGAUUCGUUAAAGAAGCUAUUCGAGCAGGUGCCUCUCUAGUACCUGUGUACUCUUUUGGAGAAAACGAUAUCUUUGAGCAGGUAGAUAAUCCUAAAGGAUCUCGCAUUCGUACUUUCCAAACAUGGUGGAAAAAACUAACUGGCAUAUCAUUACCACUUUUCUAUGGCAGAGGAUUAUUUCAGCUGAACUUUGGCUUUCUUCCGCACAGUCGUCCGAUUGAUACUGUUGUCGGUGCACCAAUAGCUGUGACUCAAGAAAGUGAACCGGUAAAGGAAGAUGUGGACCGCGUUCACAAACAGUAUUGUGAAGCACUCAUUGAACUUUUCAAUCAACAUAAAACAAACAGGAGGGAAGCCCUUUUGAUUGUGAUUGUACAUAUGCUCAAGUUGAAUGCAUUAGCUAGAUGGAUCCUUGGCUUCGCGUUUCUUGCCUUCUCUAAUAAAAGACAAAAUUACAUGUGUCUUUCACUCUGUUUCGUUCAUUCCCUUCAUCCGUCGUAG